GCAUCGGGACGGCACCAUGGUGAACGUCCCGAAGACCCGCAGGACUUACUGCAAGAGGUGCAAGAAGCACCAGCCCCAUAAAGUUACCCAGUACAAGAAGGGAAAGGAUUCCCUCUAUGCACAGGGUAAGAGGAGAUACGACAGAAAGCAAAGCGGCUAUGGGGGCCAGACCAAGCCCAUCUUCAGGAAAAAGGCCAAGACCACAAAGAAGAUUGUCCUGAGGCUUGAGUGUGUGGAGCCCAACUGCCGAUCCAAGAGAAUGCUGGCCAUCAAGAGAUGCAAGCACUUCGAGUUGGGAGGUGACAAGAAGAGAAAGGGCCAGGUCAUCCAGUUCUAAACUGUGGGUCAGUUUCAUGGAGGAAGUUGUCACUAUUUUCAAUAAAUGUAUUAAAACAUA
Pseudoliparis swirei is the source of this 397-nucleotide messenger RNA. RefSeq names its product ribosomal protein L36A (gene rpl36a). Bases 17 to 337 code for a protein of 106 amino acids. The transcript is spliced from 5 exons. Lineage: Eukaryota; Metazoa; Chordata; Actinopteri; Perciformes; Liparidae. Gene Ontology annotation, molecular function: structural constituent of ribosome. The record is from RefSeq and is a predicted model, not a curated record. Gene Ontology annotation, cellular component: ribosome; cytosolic large ribosomal subunit. Gene Ontology annotation, biological process: translation.